AUGUCUAUGAACUUUUUUAAUUCAAGCGAACCUGCAAGGGACCACAAACCGGACCAGGAAAAGGAAACAGUAAUGACGACAGAACAUUAUGAAUUUGAACGACCAGAUGUCAAAGCUAUACGAAAUUUCAAAUUCUUCAGGCUGGACGAAACAGAAACCAAAAAAGGACCAAACCUUCAUAUUUCGGAUCUAUCCCCUCUUGAAUCACAAUCUGUGCCCCCUUCAGCCUUAAGUUUAAAUCAUUCGAUAAUACCAGACCAAUAUGAACGACGUCAGGAUACACCGGAUCCUAUACACACUCCUGAAAUUUCAUUAAGUGAUUAUUUAUAUGAUCAGACAUUGAGUCCCCAAGGUUUUGACAAUAGCCGUGAAAAUUUCAACAUCCACAAAACAAUCGCCAGUUUAUUCGAAGAUAACUCAUCUGUUGUAUCACAAGAAUCUACUGAUGACACCAAGACAACAUUAUCACUGGAAACAUGUGAUAGCUUUUCAUUGAAUAACGCAUCAUAUUUGACCAACAUUAACUUUGUGCAAAAUCAUUUACAAUACCUUAGUCAAAAUGUUUUGGGAAAUCGCACUUCCAACAGCUUACCGCCAUCAUCAUCAUCACAGAUAGACUUUGAUGCCUCCAAUUUGACACCCGAUUCGAUACCAGGGUACAUUCUCAACAAGAAACUUGGCUCUGUUCAUCAACUGACAGACCUGGUAUACAACGCUAUCAAGAUUCCUCAAAACGAAGAAUACAACUGUUGCACUAAAGCUUCUGCUAGUCAAAAUCCAACAAAUUUGAAUUCUAAAGUGAUAGUGAGGCUAUCACCUAAUAUUUUUCAAAACUUGUCACUUUCGCGUUUUCUUAAUGAGUGGUACAUAUUAUCUGGGAAGCACAGUUCAAAAGAGCACCAAAUAUGGUCCAAUGAGUCUCUCACAAAUGAAUACGUACAAGACAAAACAAUUCCGACAUUUGAUAAAGAAAGUGCACGUUUUAGACCAACGUUGCCCAUAAAUAUACCAGGUAUCUUGUACCCGCAAGAGAUAAUAAACUUUUGUGUGAACAGCCAUGAUUAUCCACUUGAACACCCAUCACAGUCCACUGAUCAAAAAAGAUUUGCCAUGGUGUACCAAGACAACGAUUACAAGACAUUCAAAGAACUCAGCAUGUUCACUUUGCACGAGCUACAAACUAGACAGGGGUCGUAUUCGUCCAACGAGUCACGACGAAAAUCCAGCAGUGGCUUUAAUAUAGGUGUCAAUGCAACCACCACUGAAGCUGGGUCUUUGGAAUCUUUUAGUAAUCUAAUGCAGAAUCACCAUCUUGGUGCAACUUCAACCAACGGAGACCCAUUUCACUCAAAACUAGCAAAGUUUGAGUAUGGAGUUUCCAAAUCCCCUAUGAAGCUUAUAGAGAUUUUGACUGAUAUAAUGAGAGUUGUCGAGACAAUAAGUGUUAUUCAUGAACUAGGAUUUGUUCACAAUGGCCUAACUAGCAGCAAUUUAUUGAAGUCAGAGAAAAAUGUCAGAGAUAUAAAAAUAACAGGAUGGGGGUUUGCAUUCAGUUUUACUGAAAAUUGCAGCCAGGGUUACAGAAAUAAACACUUGGCACAAGUCCAAGAUUUAAUACCUUACAUGGCACCAGAGGUGUUGGCUAUUACAAAUUCGGUUGUGGAUUAUCGGUCGGACUUUUACUCGUUAGGGGUAAUAAUGUAUGAGUUAGUUUUGGGUAUUUUGCCAUUCAAAAAUAGCAACCCCCAGAAAUUGAUCAGAAUGCAUACUUUUGAAAACCCAAUAGCUCCCAGUGCUCUAGCACCAGGUUGGAUUUCAGAGAAAUUGAGUGGCGUUAUUAUGAAAUUGUUAGAGAAGCACCCACAUAACAGAUACACCGACUGCCACUCAUUGCUCCACGAUUUAAUUGAAGUUAAAAAUAUGUACAUUAGCAAAUUAUUGGAUUCAGGGGAAACAAUCCCCAAUAGUAACCUAAAUUUAAGUGAUCGCCAGUACUAUUUGACUAAAGAAAAUUUACUUCAUCCCGAGAAAAUGGGAAUUACUCCUGUACUUGGGUUGAAAGAAAGUUUUAUUGGAAGAAGAGAUUUCUUGCAAAAUGUUACUGAAGUUUACAAUAACAGCAAAAAUGGGAUUGAUUUACUUUUUAUAUCCGGUGAAAGCGGAAGAGGUAAAACGAUAAUAUUACAAGAUCUUCGAGCAGCAGCAGUUUUGAAACAAGACUUUUAUUACUCAUGGAAGUUUAGUUUUUUUGGAGCAGAUACACAUGUGUACCGGUUUCUUGUUGAAGGUGUUCAAAAGAUUAUUACCCAGAUUCUAAAUUCUUCAGAAGAAAUUCAAAAUACAUGGAGAGAUGUGAUUUUGACACACAUUCCUAUAGAUCUAAGCAUAUUAUUUUAUUUGAUUCCUGAGCUAAAAGUACUAUUGGGGAAAAAAUACACUUCCAUUUACAAACAUAAAAUUGGAAUGGGGAUGCUAAAGAGAAGUUUCAAAGAAGACCAAACACUGAGACUAGAGAUUAAAUUGAGACAAAUACUAAAAGAAUUUUUCAAACUUGUAGCGAAACAAGGCUUGUCUAUUUUUUUAGAUGAUGUACAGUGGUGUUCAGAAGAGUCCUGGAGGUUAUUAUGUGAUGUAUUAGAUUUUGAUUCAUCUGGAGAGGUGCGAGAGAGCUAUAACAUCAAAAUAGUUGUGUGCUAUGCUUUGAAUGCAGACCAUUUAGAGAAUGUUAAUAUCGAGCAUAAAAAGAUUUCUUUUUGCCGAUAUGCCAAACAAAGCCACUUAAAUUUGCGUGAGUUUAGUAUACCUCAUAUCCCACUUGAAGACGCUAUUGAAUUUUUGUGUGAACCUUACACGAGACUGCACGAUCAUGAAUGUAACAGUAAAAAGUCUGAUGUAAUUGCCAAUUUAAACUGCACAAAUGAAUAUCCUCAGAACACUUGCAAAGUCAUCCCCAGUAUAAUCCAAGAGUUGUAUCAAUCAUCAGAAGGGAAUGUUUUGCUUUUGAUAUUCCUAACAAGAAUGACAAAGCUAUCUGGCAAAGUUCCCUUUCAACGAUUUUCGGUCAAAAAUUCAUAUCUAUAUGAUCACCUACUGAAUAGUAACUAUGGAACUACAAGAAAAGAGAUUCUUACAAAUUAUUUGAAUAUGGGAACUAACUCAGACACAAGAGCCUUGCUUAAAGUUGCAGCGUUAAUCUCCAAUGGAUCGGGAUUCUUUUUUUCAGAUUUAAUUGUAGCCACCGACUUGCCCAUGGCUGAAGCGUUUCAGUUGUUACAAAUAUGUAUUCAUUCCAGAAUAAUUGUUCCUACUAGCACAUAUUAUAAAAUACCUAUGGAUUUAAUAGCCUCUGACCAGACUCCAUUUGAUUUAACAGAUGAUAAUAUUUGGAAACUAGCCACUUUAUGCAGCUACAAGUUCUAUCAUGAUUCUAUUUGUACUCAUAUAAUCAAAGAAUUAAACGCCAGUGGCGAAUUCAAAGAACUUUCUCGGUUAUGUGGGUUGAGAUUUUACAAUACAAUUACAAAAGAACGUUUAUUAAAUAUUGGUGGCUAUCUUCAAAUGGCUACUCACUUUAGAAACUCAUACGAGGUGGCAGGUCCCGAAGAAAAUGAAAAGUAUGUUGAAGUUUUGGUCCAGGCAGGACGAUAUGCCAUAUCGACAUAUAAUAUGAAGUUGUCUCAAUGGUUUUUCAAUGUUGUUGGCGAAUUGGUAUAUAAUCUUGAUUCGAAAACUCAGUUAAAAUCCGUGUUAACAAUAGCCGAGAAUCAUUUUAAUUCUCGUGAAUUUGAACAAUGCCUAAGUGUGGUUGAAAAUGCACAGAGGAAAUUUGGUUUUGACAGGUUGAUAUUUUCCAUUCAAAUAGUCCGUUGCAAAAUUGAAUUAGGUGAUUAUGACGAAGCACAUCGAAUUGCAAUUGAAUGUCUUAAGGAAUUAGGUGUUCCAUUAGAUGACGAUGACGAAUAUACAAGUGAAAACCUGCUUGAGACGUGUUUGGGAAAAAUUCCGCUCUCUGUUGCUGACAUUAGAGGUAUUUUGAAGAUUAAAAGAUGCAAGAAUUCAAGAACAUUGCUAAUGUAUCAGUUAAUUUCAGAGCUAAUUGUACUAUUCAAGCUUCAAGGUAAAGACAAAGUGAGAAGGUUUCUCACAGCUUAUGCGAUGAGUCAAAUUCAUACUCAAGGGUCUUCUCCUUAUUGUGCAGUAAUUCUUAUAGACUUUGCACAAUCAUUUGUCAACGAAACCACAACUUCAGGAAUGCUUAAAGCAAAAGAACUCAGUAUUGUCAUGUUGUCAUUGAUUAAUAGAGCACCAGAAAUAUCUUUAUCAUAUGUUCAGUCUAUUUAUGAAUAUUAUUUCAGUUGUCAUGCUGUAUUUUUUGAAUCAAUUGAAAAAAUGCUGGAUCUUAUACAUCCAGGUAACGCUAGUUCCCAUUGCACAAGACUGUCUUAUUAUUCAUCUUUUCAUUUGAUAGUUAAUGUUUCCAAGAUUUUCUUUUCAUGUAUGAAUGGAGAAAGUUUCAAAAUGUUCUCAACAUUCAAGUGUAAAUCCUAUUUAACAGGGGAUCCCCAAAUGCCUGAAAUGGACAAUUUUUUAUACGAUAGUGAAAUGUUACUUGCUGGACAUUCAGAAUUGAAUGAAUUUAUGAGAAAAUAUCAGUCAUUCAACCAAACUUCCGUUGGUAAAUUUUGCUACUAUUUAAUUGUACUACUUGUAAUGUCACGUGAACACAGAUUUGACGAGGCUGCCGAUUUGGUUUUGAAAGUUUUGGAAGACUUACUGGAAAAAUUGCCUGUAUCUUUUUUGCAUCAUCAAUAUUACUUAAUAUGUGGUAAAGUGUUUGCUUAUCACCAGACCAAAACCCCAGAAAGUGAGGAACAAGUGGAACGUAUUUUGGCUCGUCAAUUUGAAAGAUAUGAAUUGUGGGCACUGACGAAUAAGCCGACCCUUCUACCACGGUACUUGUUGUUGAGUACCUACAAACAGAUUAGAGAAAACCAUGUUGACAAGUUAGAAAUACUAGAUUCAUUUGAGGAGGCGUUACAGACGGCCCAUAAAUUUCAUAAUGUAUAUGAUAUGUGCUGGAUCAAUUUGGAAUGUGCAAGAUGGUUAAUUAGCAUAAACCAAAAAAGGCACAGAAUCUCAAGAAUGGUUAAACAAGGUCUUAAAAUUUUGAGAAGCUUGGAAUUAAAUAAUCAUUUAAGAUUAGCUGAAUUUGAAUUUGAUGAAUACAUUGAGGACGAAGAUCACAGAAAUAAAUGGGCAGGGUUAACUAAUAAUCCAACAUUGGAUACUGUUACUACCUGGCAACAACAGAACAUGCCCGAUAAGGUAUCUCCAUGCAAUGACAAGCAGUUGGUCCACGGAAAACAAUUUGGCAAAAAAGAGUUUGAUAGCCAUUUGCUCAGAUUGCACUUUGAUGGCCAAUAUACAGGCCUAGAUUUGAAUUCAGCUAUUCGUGAAUGUCUAGCAAUAUCCGAAGCUUUAGACGAAAAUUCCAUUCUCACAAAGUUGAUGGCAUCUGCCAUCAAGUAUUCAGGUGCCACAUAUGGGGUAAUUGUCACGAAGAAAAACCAGGAGACACCUUUUCUUAGAACAAUUGGCUCGCAGCACAAUAUUCACACAUUAAACAACAUGCCAAUUUCCGACGACAUUUGUCCUGCUCAGUUGAUUCGUCAUGUAUUGCAUACAGGAGAAACGGUGAACAAAGCUCAUGAUCACAUAGGAUUUGCUAACAAGUUUGAGAAUGAAUACUUUCAAACAACAGAUAAAAAGUAUUCAGUUGUGUGUUUGCCAUUAAAGAGUCUGCUUGGAUUAUUUGGUGCACUUUAUCUAGAAGGUAGUGAUGGUGAUUUUGGACAUGAAGAUUUGUUCAAUGAAAGGAAAUGUGAUUUGUUACAACUUUUUUGCACACAAGCAGCUGUGGCUUUGGGUAAGGAGCGUUUGCUUUUGCAAAUGGAACUAGCAAAAAUGGCAGCAGAAGACGCCACUGAUGAAAAAGCCAGUUUUUUGGCAAACAUGUCACAUGAAAUACGAACCCCAUUCAAUUCGUUAUUGUCAUUUGCUAUUUUUUUGUUAGAUACCAAAUUGGAUUCUACUCAAAGAGAAUAUGUCGAGGCAAUUCAGAGCUCCGCAAUGAUAACGUUGAAUAUUAUUGAUGGGAUACUUGCGUUUUCCAAAAUUGAGCAUGGAUCCUUUACAUUAGAAAAUGCCCCCUUUUCUUUGAAUGAUUGUAUCGAGACUGCUAUUCAAGUAAGUGGGGAAACAAUUUUGAAUGACCAGAUUGAGUUGGUGUUUUGUAACAAUUGUCCAGAGAUUGAAUUUGUGGUUGGUGAUCUAACGAGGUUCAGACAAAUUGUGAUCAAUUUGGUGGGUAAUGCUAUUAAGUUUACAACCAAAGGUCAUGUUUUGAUUUCUUGUGAUAGCCGAAAAAUUACGGACGACAGAUUUGAGAUCAAUGUGUCAGUUGAGGAUUCAGGAAUUGGAAUUUCCAAAAAAUCUCAAAAUAAAGUGUUUGGAGCAUUUUCUCAAGUAGAUGGUUCCGCAAGACGAGAAUAUGGUGGCUCUGGAUUAGGUUUAGCUAUAUCAAAGAAAUUGACUGAACUAAUGGGUGGCACAAUUAGAUUUGAAAGUGAGGAAGGGAUUGGCACAACGUUUUAUGUUAGCGUCAUUAUGGACGCAAAAGAAUACUCAUCCCCGCCAUUUAGUUUAAAUAAAAAAUGUUUGAUUUACAGCCAGCAUUGUCUUACUGCCAAGUCAAUUUCAAAUAUGCUUAAUUAUUUUGGAUCAACAGUUAAAGUCACUAAUCAGAAGUCUGAGUUUUCAACUUCCGUGCAAGCCAACGACAUCAUUUUUGUUGAUCGCGGAAUGGAACCUGAUGUUAGUUGCAAAACCAAAGUCAUUCCCAUCGACCCAAAACCUUUCAAAAGAAACAAACUCAUUAGUAUUCUCAAAGAACAACCAAGUUUGCCCACCAAAGUGUUUGGAAACAACAAAUCUAAUUUAUCAAAACAAUACCCUCUAAGAAUAUUAUUAGCAGAAGACAAUCUUUUGAACUAUAAAGUAUGUUUGAAGCAUUUGGAUAAAUUGGGGUACAAGGCAGAUCAUGCCAAAGAUGGAGUAGUAGUUUUGGAUAAAUGUAAAGAACUACUAGAAAAAGACGAAAAAUAUGAUGUCAUAUUGAUGGAUAUUCAAAUGCCUCGUAAGGACGGUAUUACAGCUACAAGGGAUUUGAAAACAUUGUUUCACACACAAAAAAAGGAAAGUUGGUUACCCGUGAUCGUAGCAUUGACAGCUAAUGUUGCUGGAGACGACAAAAAGAGGUGUCUAGAAGAGGGAAUGUUUGAUUUUAUAACCAAACCCAUUUUACCAGAUGAACUUAGACGUAUUUUAACAAAAGUAGGGGAAACAGUGAAUAUGUAA
Messenger RNA from Candida albicans SC5314, 7416 nucleotides. RefSeq names its product Chk1p (gene CHK1). NCBI's taxonomy places the organism in Eukaryota, Fungi, Ascomycota, Pichiomycetes, Serinales, Debaryomycetaceae. The record is from RefSeq and is a predicted model, not a curated record. Gene Ontology annotation, molecular function: protein binding; ATP binding; phosphorelay sensor kinase activity. Gene Ontology annotation, biological process: phosphorelay signal transduction system; protein phosphorylation. Bases 1 to 7416 code for a protein of 2471 amino acids. The transcript has a single exon.